Messenger RNA from Lates calcarifer (barramundi perch), 6816 nucleotides. It is a transcript of the gene knl1, whose product is annotated as kinetochore scaffold 1. Gene Ontology annotation, biological process: attachment of spindle microtubules to kinetochore; protein localization to kinetochore; cell division. NCBI's taxonomy places the organism in Eukaryota, Metazoa, Chordata, Actinopteri, Centropomidae. The coding region runs from base 2467 to 6159 and encodes 1230 amino acids. The transcript is spliced from 32 exons. The record is from RefSeq and is a predicted model, not a curated record. Gene Ontology annotation, cellular component: nucleus.
AGCAUCGCGGCUCGUUGACGUUAGCUCGAGGUCGCAGGUUUUCACACCGACCCAGCUAAAAAUAAGAGGCAUGAAAAGUACUUUGAGUUAGUUAACAAGUAAUAACACAACCGUACCCUUUAUAAAACUCGAAGAAUUGGCUCCUAACAACUACAAGUUGAAAAUGGAGCCCCAGGAACCUGCAAAGGAUGGUGAAAGCAGUGGAUUCUCUAAGCGGCGCAUUUCCUCGAUUUUAAAAGCACCACGGAAAUCGGCCAGAUUCCCUGACCCAGAGCAACAGGAAAAUGUGGUGGAAUGUGCCAAACCUGUGGAAAAAAGGAAUUCCAGAAGAGUCAGUUUUGCCCCUGCCAACGAUGUUCUUCUGUUCUCAAAGGAUGUGAAAAAUGCCUCUCCUGCUCGAAAUCCUUUACAAGAGUUAAUGGCAGCAACAACAACCACACAGAAUAGGGCCCAGGUGGUGGUUACUGAAGAUGGGAUUCAACCAAUCAUUGGAAUGGAAACCCUUUUGAGUGCUCCUCUACAUGCUUCUCAACAGCAGGAUAUGGUCAACUUUGGUACUGGAGAAGGCUUCGGGGAGAAAACUGUGAUGUUUUCCACAGAUGAUGCAUUCAUGGACAUGACCCACAGUCAUACUAUUAACAUUGCCAAUGGUGCAGAUAUUUCCCUCCUCAACUAUGAAGUUUUACCCAUCCAGUGGAGAGAAAACAGUGAUGUUCGCUACAGACGAUGCAUCCACAGAUAUGACCCUGAGUCAUACUUUAAAUAGCUACACUAGCUCAGUGUCACUACCCACCAGUAUAAACAUAUCCUCAUCAGCACCUAGUUUGGAUCCAGGAUUUGAAAACUUCCUUGCAAGUCUCUCUAAACCAAGUGGUCCCUCAUCUUUAGCCACUGUUGAGACAAACAGCUCCUUGACCCAUAUUAAAACACAAAAGGCUGACGUGGACAAAGAGAAUCAGGUUCCAUCUUCAGUUUCAGCUGUGAUGGAGAAAUCAUUAAAUACCUCCAGGAAGACCGGGGAAUCAUCUUAUGGAGGUGCGCUGUAUUCAGAGGUUGAUGUCAGCAUGGAUAUGACUGAAGCUCAAACAGGCCGCAUUCUGGGAUUGGCUGAUGACGACGAUCCUUUUCAGUGUCUCUUUCCCUCACAAGACAUGUACGCCCACUCUGACAGAGGAGUAUCACAAACAGCGGACACGAUGAAGACCAAACAGCAGCAGAGCAGUAAAACCCCAGGACAUUCUGACCCCAAAGAUUUGGCAUCCUUGAAGAAUCCAUCUCUUCAUGCUUUUCAUCCAAGUCACAAGGUCAACUUUGAAACAAGAGAUGAAUGCAGAGACAAAACAGUAAUGUUUGCUGCAGGUGAUGACUUUAUGGACAUGACUCAGAGUCACACUGUUAACAUCGCUGGUGGUCUGUUAGCUCCUCAGCAAAUGUCAGCAGACAGUUUGGAUCCAGGAUUUAAGAGCUUCCUCGCAAGUCUUUCUAAACCAAGUGACCCCAGUGUGAAUCCUGUGAUUGAAAGAGUGAUACACCCUACUGCAGCGUCCUCUAAAGUAACUAUCAACACCAACAGCUCCCUCUCCCAGCUUAAAACACCAAGGGCUGAUGUUGGCAAAGAUAACCGGUCACUAAAUACAAGACGGGGCUUUGGAGAAUCAUUUGAUGGAGGUGCAGUCUGUCCUGAAGAUGACGUGAGCAUGAAUAUGACUGAAGCUCUAACAGGCAACAUUAUAGGAACCACUGGCUCAGAUGACCCUUUUCAGUUUCUUUGUCCCACACAAGACAUGCACCCCCACAGUGAAGGUCUGAAGAAAGCAAAGAUCACUCCAGGACAGAGGAACAGCGAGGCACUGGGGUCAUCUAACCGCACAGGAAUGGAAAAGACAAAGGUGCAAAGACAUCAGGCGAAGUUUGACUUUGAAGACGACUACAGAGAGAAAACAGUGAGGUUUUCUGCAGAUGAUGCUGGUAUAGACAUGACACAAAGUCACACUGUCAACAUUGCCACAAAUUUCAAACUGCAAUCAGGCUUUCUGCCUUCUUGUGGAGAGAAAACAGUGAGGUUCAGUACAAAUGAUGCAGCUAUGGAUAUGACCCAGAGCCUCACAGUAAAUAUUUCCAGUAAUUUGGUAUCAGAUUCAGUUCUUCCUGUGAAGACACAAGAAGGAGGGAAAUGUGGUCCACUUGGAGAGAGAUCAUCAUCAGUGCAAGGUUUGGCUCCAGGAUUUAAUAACUUCCUCACAAGUCUCACAAAACCAGGUGAACCCACUGUUGAUCCUGUGAUUGGAAGAAUGACACAGGCAGCUGUACCAUGCUCUAACAUUGGAGACUCGUCUAAUGGGGGCACAGUCUGUCCCGAAGAUGAUGUGAGCAUGAACAUGACUGAAGCUCUAACAGGCCGGAUUUUAGGAAUCGCAGACGCGGAUGAUGUGUGCCCCCAAAGUGGCAAUCUGAAGAAAACAGGAGAUGAGUUCACAACUGCAGAGCAGUGAAGUGCCUGGAUCGUCUAACUUUAAGGGCACAGCUAACUCAUUGAAGAAUUCUUUAAAGAUGCAGAGACAUCAGGUCAAGUCUGAUGCUGAAGAUGACUGUAGAGAGAAAACAGUGAGGUUCUCUGCAGAUGAUGCAGCCAUGGAUGUGACACGCAGCCACACUGUAAAUAUUGCCACUCAUUUCAAACCACAGUUCCACUUGAAUUCAGACUUUGUACCCACAUGUGGAGAGAAGACAGUGAGGUUCACUGCAAACGAUGCAGCUAUGGAUGUGACACGAAGUCACACGGUCAACAUCGCCACUCAUUUCAAACCACAGUCCCACUCGAAUUUGGACCUUUUGCCUACAUGUGGAGAGAAGACAGUGAGGUUCUCUGCAGAUGAUGCAGCUAUGGAUGUGACACAAAGUCACACUGUAAAUAUCGCCACUGAGUUUGAACUCCCCUCACAACAAAAUAUUGACCCUCUGCCUAGUUGUGGAGAGAAAACCGUGAGGUUCAGUGAGAAUGAUGCAGCUAUGGAUGUGACACGAAGUCACACCGUUAAUAUCGCCACUGAGAUUGAACUGCCAACGCAACAAAAUGUUGACCCUCUGUCUAGUUGUGGAGAGAAAACUGUGAGGUUCAGUGCAAGUAACGCAGCUAUGGAUGUGACACGAAGUCACACUGUAAACAUUGCAAGUCAUUUGGCACCACAGUCACACCAAAACUUGGACUUUUUACCUGCUUGUGGUGAGAAAACAGUGAGGUUCAGUGCAGACGAUGCAGCUAUAGAUAUGACUCACUGCCUCACUGUAAACAUUGCCAGCAACACAGUGUCAGAUUCAGUUGUUCCACACCAAGAAUCAAACAUUUUAUCCACCCACGGAAACCCAGAUUUACCUUCAGCUGUGAAGAAGGGAGAUAGAAACAGAUCAUUGUCAGCACACGGUCUGGAUCCAGGAUUUAAAAACUCCUUGCCCAGUACCAGUGGCCCAUGGGCUAACCCUGUGAUCACCAAAGCAGUUUCUCCUGCUACACCAUCUCCUCUAGAAGGUGUCAGUACAAAUGGCUACCUGGACCAGCUUCACAUGGAGAAGGCUGAAGAAAACGAUGUAAACAUGGAUAUGACUGAAGCUCAAACAGGAUGCAUUUUGGGACAAACAUGCACAGAUGAAUCCCCUCAAUGUCUCUCUUCAACACAAGACUCCUACGCCAAUUCUGACCAUUUGAAAGAAACGGAGGCAACUGCACAACAGAGCAAUGAAACACUGGGAUCAUCCAACCCUGAUGGUGUGGAAAUAACAAACUGUCCACAGUCUUUUGACUCAAAUGACACCAAGACCAGGGAAGAACCCAAACCAAGAAAUGAAACUUGUACUUUAUCACAGAAGAUGGAAAGUUCACCCAGUGCUGUUGACCAAGAUGCUGAUGUGCUGCGUUCACGGAAGUCCAGACGAAUGAGUUUAGCUGAUCUCCAGUCAAAAGUAAGGCGCCUGAGCCACAUCAUAAAUACAGCUCCUGAUGCUAUCGCCAUGGAAAACAGCACAACACCUUUGCUUCAGUUGGACCACGAUGAUGAAAACUCAGAGGACAAAACAAAAUCCAUGCCUGUAGCGGAGCCUGAAGCUGAACUAGGUUUGGUAAACACUCAAGAUAAUACACAAGCUCAGUGUCUGACACAAGGAGAAGAAGAAGUCUCAACUACUACUGCUACUCCUUUCAACUUGAAGACUAAACAACUGAUGUCAAGACUCUCAGUGGGAGGCUUCAAGCCAAAACUGCCUCAAAGAAGCAAACCCGAUGACCCAAAGAAGGUGAAAUCUUUUGGAGAGCCGACAAGGACGAUGACUAUCAACGUUACUAAUCAGCUGACUAACUUUGACAAUGAUGUGAGCGAUAUUUACGAUGAAGAGCUUGAAAGCUAUGAGGAUGUGUCCGAAACACUGGACAUGAGGAGUCCCCAAAAAAUCACUGAAAAAGUGAGUCCCUCCCUGGAGUUCAACACCGACGAGCCUUUAGAUGAGGAUGCAUUCGAGGAGGACCUUAUCAGUGCUGCCCAUGGAAUAAAGAGACCUUUGCCAACAGAUGAAAACAAUAUGGAGGAUGAGAAGAGAAUGAAAGCUUCCACUGAGACGCCUGCUGAUGCUGCUGAAAUGGAAUUACAGCCUCAUUCUGUGGAGUCUGACGCUAACAUCACUACAGCUCCAAACAUGACUACACACACCACUGAUUGCUUCAGUAGUGGUCUCACAGCCAGCAUCAGAUGUGAAGCUACAUUUGAGUCAACUUUUAAACAAAGCCUCUUUGAAUCUCAGCUUGAAGACUAUACAAGUGAUGAACAAAAGAAACUGGAUGACGGCACCAUUACAGUGAUGGAGUUCUUUAAACUCUUCAACAUAGACUUUGUCAUCCAUAAUCCUCGCCAAAGUGUCCUUCCUGGCAGACUUUUGUCAGACUCCGAUUCCACACCGAUGGAUUUAUUGAAGGACAGGCACAUCAGCCGUCCUAAACAGACGGUGUAUGAAGAAGACGUCCUGAUCCUCACAGAGAAGGUGGAGGGGUUGAAGGUGCGAAUGCGGGACCUAGACAAACCUCUGAAGAUCGUUAACAGACCUCUGUGGGAGGAGAUGAGAAGUUCUUCAGAGAAAGAGCUCAAAUCGUUUGGUGCAAAACUAAAAGAGAGAAAUAACUUCUUCAGAAAGACGAGCAAAGCUCAGUCACAUGAAAUGAAAGAGGUUUUGUACUCAAAUCUUGUGCAGGCUAAUCUGGAGGAGCAAAAGAAGCUGAGAGGAACAAUUGAGGAAGCAGAUGAAAUGAUAAAAAGCCUAGACGAAUGUAUUUGUCAGUUAGAGACAGAACUUGCUGCAGUUGAAGAAAAAGGAUUCGAUGACAAACCAAGUCUGAAAUCAUGUCAGGAAGAAAUGAAGAAAGUCACUGAAGCUCUGGUGGAUGAUGAAAGACAAAUGUCUGAACUGGAGCUGCAGAAGAAGCAGAAUUCAAACAAACUCAACAGGCUGAAAGCUGAGACCAAGAACCUCGAGAGUCAUGUCACCAUUCUGCAUAUGGUGAAUGAGUGGAAGUUUGGGGAGAAGACAGACAACUGUACAACCUACACCUUCCUCCAUGAGACCAUGCAUCUACAGUUGGUGUAUGAAAAAUCCAAUGGAACUGAUGCUGAUAAUCAGUCUGAGAGGAAAAUAUCUCACAUCACCUUCAAACUUCAACUUGAUGAUGAGAAGUCGCAGUGCCAUGCUCGCCUUGUUCACAAACUUCUCUCUCAGUACAUUGAGAGUGAAACUUCCUGGGUGGAGAAGUACCCGACGAAAAGACAUGUACCAAAGCUGCUCCAUGAUGUUAGCCUGGUGGUGAGUCGCUGUCGUCUGCUGGGAGAGGAGAUACGUCUGCUGAAAAUGUGGGGAGGUCUCAGGCUUGAUAUCCUGGACAUCAGCUGUGUGGACACCCAAGUGCACAUUGUCUUCAGCAGUCUCAAGAAAUUUUCCAAGUUUGAGGUGGUCUUCUCCAUCAGUUUGAUGAACCACCUCUGUGUUCUACAAGUAGAGAGCUUUAAAAACAGAAUCGGAAGCACGGCGAUCCAGCAGAUUGAGGAGAUUGUGGCAUGUUUCAGUCCAGGAAAGAACCUGUUGACGAAGAUUGUCAAAAAGAUUCAUCACAGUCUUCUCUGUUGAGACCAGGAAAAUAUCCAGGAUCAAACUUUGAUUCCUGUCAUUUGUAAUUAAACUCUAUUGUACAAUAUUGGUGUUGAUUAUUCUAUCAAAUCAAAAAAUAUAGUGUACAUGUUUACAGUCAGUUUUUUCUACCACAGUGUGCAAGAAGUGAUGGUUUUCAAUGCAAAUAUUCCUAUUAACAAUUAAUAAUUGCAUUUUUAGUAAAAAAUACUUUGGCAUUAGAAAAUAGGGUAACAUACUACAUGAAAAAGGACAACAUUAAUAGUCAAAUGCUAAAAAGAAAAGUUUUUAUAUUUGCUGAGUGAUCAUGAUCACCAUCUAAAAUAUUCAACCCAGUUGUCUUUCAUUGGUCUGGAGAUGCUGUUCUUCCUGUGCAGUUUCCAGAGUCACCUGCAGAUGGUGAACAUGGACUGACUUUACAGUACAUUGUUUUUCUUGCAGAGGCACCUUGAUACAAAGCCGAUAAACCUUGUGUUUGACACAUGUUUCAACAGAGAGGUUGUAUAUCUGUCAGUACUGAACAUAUGUAAAUAUAUUUCACUUCUUUGCUCAUUGUAAAUCAGUUUCUCUAUCAAAUCUUGAAGAAAAGCUUUUUAGUCAUUAGAAAACGUAAAAUUUCUAUACUCGUGGUUCCAUUAAAAAUAAUUAUUCUCACAA